Amaranthus tricolor (Joseph's coat) is the source of this 2630-nucleotide messenger RNA. RefSeq names its product phosphatidylinositol 4-kinase gamma 6-like. Bases 401 to 2017 code for a protein of 538 amino acids. The record is from RefSeq and is a predicted model, not a curated record. Lineage: Eukaryota; Viridiplantae; Streptophyta; Magnoliopsida; Caryophyllales; Amaranthaceae. The transcript has 2 exons.
ACUCUCCACCAAUUCGCGGGCAGGGGAGAGAAAGAGAAUUGGGUCAAAUCAGAAAAUCGCAGUCGUUGAUUUGCCCGAAAUUUCUCCAUCUCCACCGUCCAUUUUAAAUCUCUCUCCUCGAUCCACCGCUCUUCUGAUCUUCUCCGGACACCGGCGGUUGGUGGUCCCCUGUGCCAAUGUAGUUCAUGCUGUAUCAAGCCGCUGAGUCUGCUAUAUCACUGAGAUUCAUGGAUACUAGUUGAUUUGUGUUUUGCUAACUAUGAGCACUUGGAGUCUGAUCUUCAUGUCCGCACCAGUUCAGGAGCUUAGUGCCUGCUGUAGUGUAUAGCUCGAGAUGAAAAUUUCCUGUAUGUAUCUUCCUUUCCGUUUCUUGAAUAAACUAGCUUUGUAGACGGACUAAAUGGCUGCAGCUGCGUUGAGAGGCCCUUUUAGCAGUGAAUGCCUUGAGAAUGGUAGUCAACUCGGAAGAAGACGUGUCUUUGUUCAAACCGAAACCGGCUGUGUAUUGGGUAUCGAGCUCGAUGGAAGUGAAAACGCUCAUACCGUGAAGAAAAAACUACAGUUGUCUUUAAACGUACCGACUGAAGAGACAUUGUUGACUUGUGGGGAUCGGGUUUUAAGGAAUGAUCUCAGCACCGUUAGAAACCAUUCACCGCUUCUUCUUACAAGAAAUUGCUUGCAUCGUAGUUCUUCUACACCGUGUCUUUCUCCUUUGGCUAAGGAUCUUUAUCAAAAAGAUGUGAGUUGCCCGAUUGAAGUCAUAGGUUGCUCGAGCCGCCUCCCUGUGACGAAUCAGUUGGUGGAGGCGAUUGUGGUGGGGAUGAAUAACGGGAUUGAUCCAAUCCCCGUGCAUAGUGGUCUUGGUGGUGCUUAUUUAUUUCGGGAUUCAGAUGGUGCGAAUGUUGCAAUCGUUAAGCCAACCGAUGAGGAGCCUUUUGCUCCGAAUAACCCAAAAGGUUUUGUUGGAAAAGCUCUUGGCCAACCGGGACUUAAAGGGUCGGUUCGUGUGGGAGAAACGGGGUUUAGAGAAGUAGCAGCUUAUCUUCUCGACUAUGACGGUUUUGCAAAUGUGCCUUUAACCGCUCUCGUGAAAAUAACUCACCCAAUCUUCAAUAUCAACGAUGGAGUGAACGGGAAUUGUCACCAACAAAGGGAGAAAAUUAGCAAAAUUGCUUCGUUUCAGCAGUUUAUACUGCACGACUGUGAUGCUAAUGAUCAUGGUACUUCUAGUUUUCCGGUUUCUUCUGUGCACCGCAUAGGAAUUCUUGAUAUUCGAAUACUUAAUACAGAUCGACAUGCUGGCAACAUUUUGGUCAGGAAGCUCGACGAUGGGGUUGGAAGGUUCAACCAGGUGGAUUUAGUUCCCAUAGAUCACGGUCUUUGCCUUCCGGAAAGCUUGGAAGACCCGUAUUUUGAGUGGAUCCACUGGCCACAGGCAUCGAUUCCCUUCUCGGAGGAUGAACUUCAAUAUAUAGCUAAUCUCGACCCAUUUCACGAUUCCGAGAUGCUUAGGGUGGAGCUACCAAUGAUACGCGAGGCUUGCCUUCGGGUUUUAGUCCUUUGCACAAUCUUCUUGAAAGAAGCUGCGUCUUUCGGUCUUUGUUUGGCCGAGGUUGGUGAAAUGAUGAGUCGGGAGUUCCUAACUCAUGCCGAGGAACCAAGUAAGUUGGAACUUAUAUGCAUCGAGGCUAAGUCGGUUUUGCACGACUGUGAGAUGAUGUUCAAUACUACGAGUUCAAUUGAUGACGACGAGUCUCAAUUCGAUUUAGAGUGUGAGGUUUCUAACGGAAAUUUGAGCAGAAUUUUGGAAGACAAGUUGUCGAUCAAAAAUGAAAGUGCAAAUGAGCAUUUUCCAACAAGUUCAAGUUUCUUUCCUGUGGUAGAUAUGAAUGAAGAUCAAUGGCAGACGUUUCUUGAUGAGUUUCAAAAGCUUCUACAUCCGGCUUUUGCAAAUCACAAAGCAGGGCGGGCUGGUCUAAGGCUUACUCGGAAGUUUGGAACUUCUUGCAAGUUCUGAAAAGCAGACUGUUCGGUAUUGAGUAAGCAAUCGACGCUAGGCUGUCUAGAUGCGAGCUACAAACUCGUCAGCAAGAAGAAUGUUAUGUUGAUUGUCGAAUUCGGUAUGAUGAGAAUGUAUUUACUUAAUAAAUAUUGUGCAUCAAUGUGUUCAAAGUUUGAUUGCAACGCUUAUACGACAUGGAUACAAGUAUCAUGUGUGUUUUUAACUUAAUCGUUUUUUGUUUGGCAAGGCAAGACGAAGGGCAACAUUGGGCACACUAUUUCGCGUAUAAUGCCACAAUGCUACACGCCAUUACUUGAUUCGAUAUUACUUGGUUCCGAUAUCAUUAUCGGUUUGCACGCACAAGCACCGUCAUACUAAGUCUUGUAGUACAACGACAUUAUCGUGAUUGUUGCUGCCAUUGCAAUCGAAACACGUUUUACAUUCUUGCACGAUGGGCAUCGAGUCUAGAGAUGCCCAACUUUGACCCAUAAUGAAGGGCCAUAACUGAAGUAGCCUAGCCCUAAUCCCAUCUUGACUUGAAAACCUGAAUUAGAUGAUACACUAUACUAUUUUGAGGUGCUUUUGCACUACAAGGAUUUGAGCAAUAGUUACGUAAGAGGCGAAGUCG